Henningerozyma blattae CBS 6284 is the source of this 1473-nucleotide messenger RNA. RefSeq lists its product as uncharacterized. The transcript has a single exon. The coding region runs from base 1 to 1473 and encodes 490 amino acids. Gene Ontology annotation, cellular component: fungal-type cell wall. The record is from RefSeq and is a predicted model, not a curated record. Lineage: Eukaryota; Fungi; Ascomycota; Saccharomycetes; Saccharomycetales; Saccharomycetaceae. Gene Ontology annotation, biological process: flocculation.
AUGGCCCUAUCGAUUCAAAUAUUGUUCUUUUAUUUUUGCCUAUUUGCUCUGUUUGUAGCAAAAGACAUUACAAAUGAAGUUUUUUUUUCAAAUCUUAUAAUCAAGCCUCAAACACCUGAGAAGAUUCCUCAUCAAGGCUGGGCUAUAUCUUUUGAUUUUUCAAUUGGAACUCCUUCAAAUAUCCUGAAAGGAGAUACAUUUUUUUUGUUAUUUCCACAUGUCUAUCGUAUUAAAUUCGAUGAUACAGAUGAUUAUUUAAAGGUUUUGCUUUCAAAUGAAAAAGAAGCAUUUAGUUGCUAUCCUUCUCAACAAGCUGCUUAUAAAUAUGAAAAUACAAUAUUGACAUGUAAUGCUUUAAACGAUUUAUCUGGGCUUUCCUCUGUAAAAGGGACUAUUGGAUUUUCUAUAAGUUUUAGUAGUGGUGACUCUGUAUAUCAAUAUGAGUUACAAAAUGCCAAAUAUUUCAAAAGUGGUCUAAUGAAUUUUCAAUUUCAUAACAUGAAUGCCGAUGUAUCAUUUGAUUCCACCGAAUUAUCAGAUAUAGUCUAUUGUGCUGGACGCACCACAACAUAUGGGUCGAUGGAAUCGUAUUAUUUAUUAAUGCAAUGCCCUCACGGCUAUAUUUCUGAAGGAAGCUUAGUACUUAAUUUUGACAGUAGUGGAGAUGGUUAUGAUCUUGACUGCGACUCCAUACAAAUACAAUUAGGAAAUAGUUUUAAUGAUUGGUGGUUUCCAAAUUCUAAUGGUGAUUUUGUUUCGCCAGAUGUGGUUUGCUUUGGUAGUAACCUAAUGGUCCAUAUUGAAAAGGCUAAACCCGACUAUAUGCUGUGGCUAAAUGCAUUGCAGAGUAUUAAAAAAGGAUCUAAUAUAAUUUCUCACGAACUUUCAAUAGGUUAUACUUGUGUUAAUACAAUUUUGGAUUACACAUUUUCUACCGAACUAGAAACUAUUAAAAGCUUUUCAAUCUAUCAAGGAAUAAACUUUGCUACAAUAACUUUCGAGUCCAUACCAAUAGCAGAAACUCCAACUUCAUCAAUUGUCAACACCCCUUCUUACUUAAAGACUACAUUUACAGAUCCAUCCACAUCAAGCAUUGAACUACAAUCUAAUUUAUAUUUGGCAAGUUCAACGCUCUCUGUACCUUUUAUAUCAUUAUAUCCAGAGAAUACUAAAGCUUCAUCGGAAUCUUCUAAAAUAAAAAUUGUAGAUGCACUUUCACAAGAUACUCGAUCUGGAACGCUAACCAUUUUUUCUACAAUAUUUAGCUAUUGGACUGGCAGGAAAAUAGAAACAUAUUCUACACAAAUUACAUAUCUAGUGAGUUUACAAAGUAUUACCAUAGAAGAGCAUAUUUUUUAUGUUGGUAUUCAACCUGGUACAAUUACCUUGACAAAAUAUCGUGGAUGGACUGGAUCUUAUACUAAUACAUAUUCAACUUUUACUUCACUUUAUAAAGAGAACGAUGAAUUGUAA